AUGGCUGAAAUUCACUUUCAAACUCACACUCCCACAGGAGCACCCACUAUUAGCCCCACCAUAAGCAAACCAUGCAUUAAUCCUUCAGAACCUGCUGCAGCUGGUUUCAAUUUAAUGGUUCUUAUAGCAGCCAUUGUUUGUGCUUUUGUUUGUGCUCUUGGCCUCAACACAAGGUUACAAUGUGUGUUCCAAUGUGCUAACCGUGUCCUUACACAGCCUCAGCAAUGGAUUGUUUCUCGCAGGCUCAAUUCUGGCCUCAAGAAGAAAGAAAUGGUAGCUUUGCCAACCUCAACUUACAACCAUUCUGGUUCUACUCCAUCUUCAGCUUCUAUUUGUGUCAUUUGCUUAGUAGAUUUCUCUGAUGGUGACAAGUUAAGGUUCCUCCCAAGUUGCAAUCACCGUUUCCAUGUUGCUUGCAUUGAUAAGUGGUUGCUUUCUCAUUCUUCUUGCCCCACUUGCAGGAACCACCUCAAGUCCAAUGAUUCAUUACACUCUUUAGAUAUUGUCAUAUCAUAG
Molecule: messenger RNA, 516 nt
Organism: Gastrolobium bilobum
Lineage: Eukaryota; Viridiplantae; Streptophyta; Magnoliopsida; Fabales; Fabaceae
Product: RING-H2 finger protein ATL74-like
Exons: 1
Coding region: 1-516 (171 amino acids)
Biological process (GO): protein ubiquitination
Molecular function (GO): transferase activity
Source: RefSeq, a predicted model, not a curated record